Molecule: messenger RNA, 2399 nt
Organism: Poecilia latipinna (sailfin molly)
Lineage: Eukaryota; Metazoa; Chordata; Actinopteri; Cyprinodontiformes; Poeciliidae
Product: germ cell-specific gene 1-like protein
Exons: 6
Coding region: 125-1189 (354 amino acids)
Cellular component (GO): plasma membrane
Source: RefSeq, a predicted model, not a curated record
AAAGCAUCCGCCCCGACCUGUCCGAUCUGUUACUGCCCCUCUCCUACUUGCCUUAAAUUCCCCUGUGUUGUGUCCACCUGUCGCUGUCCCGCCUCCCCCUGCCUCCCUCCUCCGUCUCGUGGCCAUGCUCGAGCGUCUGUCCCGCCGCUCUCGAUCCAUGCUUUCCCUGACGUUAACCUCUUUGGCUCUGGCCCUGUCCAUCCUGGCUCUCUGCACCUCCUACUGGUGUGAGGGCACCCACAAGGUGGUCAAGCCUCUCUGCCUGUCGCCUGUCAAGAUGAAGAACUGUGGUCAGAACAACAGUGAGCCUUACACAACAGAGAGCCCCACACAAAACCCUUUCAACCGCACACUGUCUCCAGCCAGAAGAGAUGAGCUGGACAAGAUCAGACAAAGACAGCUGGCCAAUGCUGUACACUACAUCUGGGAGACAGGGGAGGACAAGUUUGCCUUCAGAUAUUUCCACACAGGCUUCUGGGAAAGCUGUGAAAAGCAGAAUGAUGGAGAGGUGUGUCGCAGCUUUAUCGACUUAACUCCAGGCGAAACACAAGGUGUGCUUUGGCUGUCGGUUAUUUCUGAGUUUACAUAUAUCGGCCUGCUGGGGAUGGGCUUCUUACUGAUGUGCCUGGAAGUCAUGUGCUCCCACAAAGAGAUGCACGCACUAAAAAUCAAUGCCUUCGCAGCUAUUUGUACUGUGCUAUCAGGUCUUCUUGGGAUGGUAGCACAUAUGAUGUUCACCACAGUAUUUCAGAUGACAGUCAUUGUGGGCCCUAAAGACUGGAGGCCUCAGUCCUGGGAUUACGGCUGGUCGUUUGCUCUUGCCUGGGUGUCCUUUAGCUGCUGCAUGGGGGCUGCUGUCGUCACACUCAACUCCUACACCAAGACCAUCAUUGAGAUCCGCCGCAGGCAAAGACUCCGCUUGGACGAAGCAAGAGCCGCUGCUCGGGCCCCGUCGUAUGACGAGGUGGUUCCAGGAGGAGGGCUGUACUCCGUCAGCGGCCUGCUGCACUGUCCGGAUGGGAUGAUCGACGUGGCAUGGGCCCCAAAUGGCAGCGUGGUCGGAGUGGGAAAUGGGGACGUGCCGACACUGGUUUUAGUGGGAGGCUGUGGCCCAGAGGGGUGUGAGGACUGCGAGCGUGAGAGGGACCAGAUGGGCGUGGCCUUGGACCGGAUUGAUUCACCUUGUUAAGGAGGGCCAGCUAUUCACAUAAACUAAAAGGGAAAAAAAUAAAAAAUAAAACACUGCAUUGUUGCAGUGAUCAGAGAUGCUGGUUUGCUUUGACUUUUGAUUCCUUGGAACACAUUUAUGAGUCAAAGGUCAAUGAAAUUGCUAAACAGAGGUGGAAAGUGGGUGAUGAAUCGAGUCACCACCUGAUUUAAAAUGGAGGCUUCUUGCAUUAUGACUUGCACUGAGAGAAACAUCCAACCUUCACUCUGCAUCAACCUGUGAUGUCUGCUGUGUGACUGCAAGUAGCAUCUGACUGCUUGUUGCCAAGAUUCAGGUAUAUUUGGAGUUUGAAAAGGUCUAUCGUUGCAGCAGACCUCUCCCAGUUCUUAGGUUUUGACACAGAGAUGCUUAAUAAGAUGGUUAAUAAACAAAGAAAGGAUGCUGCAAUAGAAGCAGCAGCUGACAAAAGAAAGCAGUGGAAAAUGACAUAAAUAUCCCAUUUUAAUUAUAUUAAGCUAUUGUUUCUUCAUAUUCAAAAAAAGACUCAAGUGGGUCUCACAGGCUGUAAACGACGCCCACUCAGUUAACUCAUAUCAAGACGUGAAGACUUCGAAGCAUGCAUCGCAUGAAAAUCUGCAUGUUAUGUGUUUCUGUGCCUGAUGAUGGCAAAGCAAAUGUAUGUUUCUACAUGUAAAAAUGCUAAAAUGUUUACCUUACUUUAUUGGUUACAAUGGACACCCAUCCAUUCGCAGCUCAGUGUUGGCAAAUUCACAUAUUGGCAAAUAUUUUGUGGAACGUGGCUCAAAAUUAUUUGUGGAAUUAACUUUUUGCUGCGUGAUAUUAAAGAUAUUAAAAAACAGAGCUUGGGAAGGUAAAACACCUAGGCGCAGUACCACCUGACACACUACUGGAUGAUGUUUGCAAAGUAGUCAAUCCUUGUCGCUGAUUGGCUGAACUCCUAAGAGCGGAAACAUGGAAGACUGAAAAUAUUGGUUUUUGUAAAAGUGCCAAGAUUGUUCUGACUGUGUGUUUUAAUGCAUACUUGGGAAUAUUUGGAGUUUGAACAAUUAAAAUAGGCGAUUAUAAGCAUUUUAGAGAGGAACUCAAAUAUUUGCAGAUUUAGGUGAUUUUUGGUCCACUAUAUACCUUCAAGUCAGCAAUUAAUGUCACACUUUUGUCUCAACAGUAUAUAGAAUAUUUUAUAUUCUAUAUAUAAACUUGAUUCUUCUUU